AUGGACGACCCUCUUCCAAAAGACCUCCGCCUCCUAACCCUCAACUGCUGGGGCCUAAAAUACAUCUCCAAGCUCCGCCCCCAACGCCUCGCAGAAAUCGGCCGCCGCAUCGCCGCCCUCCCGGACCCGCCCCACGUCGUCGCCCUCCAAGAGUGCUGGGUCACCGCCGACUACGACGCCAUCCGCGCCGAGACCGCCGCCGUCCUGCCCCACGCCAAGUUCUACUACUCGGGCCCCUUUGGCGGCGGCCUCGCCAUCCUCUCCCGCUGGCCCCUCGAAGAGAGCUCCAUGCUCCGCUACCCACUCAACGGCAGACCGACCGCCUUCUGGAGAGGCGACUGGUACGUCGGCAAGGGCAUCGCCUGCGCCCGCAUCCCCAUCCGCCUCGCCGCCGCCGCCGCCGCCGCCGCAGACGGCGAUGACGACAACAACUCGGCAGGAGGCGGUCCCGGGAGAGACCACGUCCUGAGCAUCUUCAACACCCACACUCACGCCCCCUACACCGAAAACCAACCAGGCGACACCUACCUAGCCCACCGCCUCUCCCAAUCCUGGGAAAUGUCCAAACUCCUCCGCGCCGCCACCCAACGCGGCGACCUCGCCCUCGCCAUGGGCGACUUCAACAUGCGGCCCUGCUCCCUCCCGCACCGCAUAAUCACAGCCCACGCCCCCGUCUCCGACACCUGGCGCGUCCUCCACCCGGACUCGUCCCUCGGCGCAGCAGACGACCCCCUCGAAAAGGCGCGCGGCAGGCCCGUCCCCUCGGCCGACUUCAACCUGCGCGAAAACGGCGCCACGUCAGACCACGUCUACAACACCUGGCGCUGGUCUAAGGAGCAACAGAACAAGUUGGGCGAGGGCAAAGACCCCGUCGUCAUUCCGCCAGAGACCCUCGACAGAAAGGGGAAACGCCUGGAUUACAUCUUCUUCGGCAGCAGUAGCAGCGGAGACGACGGCACCUGGGUCGUCCGCAGCGCCAAAGUCGGCAUGGUCGAGCCGCAUCCCACACUAGGCUGCUCUCUAAGCGACCACUUUGCCGUCGAGGCAACGCUGGCAUACCAGACCCCCCACGACCACAAACACCAAGGCCUUGACGCCACGGGAAACGACAACGAGACCUCCUACCUUCAGGACGCCUCAGCCAGCUCUCAUCGCGACUCCUUCGCGUCCGAGAAUCCCCCCCUUUCCGAAAGGCCGGGCAAAGGUCUUCCACUCCAAGUCUACGACGAGAUACUCUCCGUGACACGUCAGUACAUCCACCGGGAGGAGAGCCAACGGCGCUGGCGGGGGAUACACUUCUUUGCAUGGUUUGCCGUCUUGAUAGCGUGCCUUGUAGCCGUGUGGUUCAGCCCGCACAACUUUGUCGCCUUCAUCCUCAUGCUUCUGAGCAGUCUUGGGCUGGUGGCCGGUGUUGUUGACGGUCUCAUGUCACUUCUCUUCUUCAACUCUGAACUCCGAGCCCUGAAGGAGUUUGAAUGGGAAAUCACAAACGCCAAAAGGCAUUCACGCGGUGCCGUCUCGGGAGAGAGAGAACAGAGGGAAAAGUCUUUCUAA
Molecule: messenger RNA, 1554 nt
Organism: Colletotrichum godetiae
Lineage: Eukaryota; Fungi; Ascomycota; Sordariomycetes; Glomerellales; Glomerellaceae
Product: endonuclease/Exonuclease/phosphatase
Exons: 1
Coding region: 1-1554 (517 amino acids)
Molecular function (GO): sphingomyelin phosphodiesterase activity
Source: RefSeq, a predicted model, not a curated record